This is a messenger RNA of Doryrhamphus excisus (bluestripe pipefish), 1350 nucleotides long. RefSeq names its product MIA SH3 domain containing (gene mia). Gene Ontology annotation, molecular function: protein binding. The record is from RefSeq and is a predicted model, not a curated record. Gene Ontology annotation, biological process: extracellular matrix organization. Lineage: Eukaryota; Metazoa; Chordata; Actinopteri; Syngnathiformes; Syngnathidae.
CUUUCAAAGGACUUCUGUGUAAGCAAGGAGAAGAGGGAGUGAGGGGGAUCUACAAAUAGUGUGCACCGUCACAACACCUCUACAAAAGGAGUUUGUAGAGUUCUGAAGUAGAAGAGCAUCGUGAAUCAGCGGGUGCAAACAUGCCUUUUUGCAAAAAAAUUAUGUUUGUCUUACUUGGCCUUUUGUUCUCUCCGACCUCUGAUGCUGGAAGACAGAUGACUAAACUCUCUACCCGGAAACUCUGUGCAGACUCGGAUUGCAGCUAUGCCAUCCUGAUAGCUCGUGCUACACAAGACUACAACCCAGAAGACUGCAGGUUCAUCUCCAUCAGACAGGGGCAGCUUGUUUAUGUCUAUGCCAUGCUGCAGGACACUGGCAACCUCUUCUGGGCUGGAAGUGUCCAAGAUGGAGAACAGGGAGCUCGUCUUGGUUACUUUCCCAGCACUGUGGUGGAGGAGGUGCAUCCUCUCAUGCCAGCUAACACAGAAGUGAAGACAACUAAAUGGGACUUCUACUGUAACUGAACUGGCAUCCAAAAAGGAAGAGCUCAACUGUUUGGUUAUUUUACUGUUACCAUUACCAAUACCAUUACCAUUACCAUUACCAUUUUAUAUGACACGAUACUACAAGAUCAUACUGAGAGCUAAUUCUUAUUUCAUCACCUUAUACUGUAUCUCUAUGUGCAAACUUUAAUCAUAAUGAUACACAUAUUAACUAUUAUUAUUGAAAUGCAUUUAACACAGUACACUGGUACCGCCGUUGUUGUUAGUAAUUUAGUACAAAAAGUUUGAUAUAAACUGAACCGUAGGAAAAUCAAAGCAGUUUUUCCCCAAAAGAUUAAUGUAAAUCCAAUUAAUACGUUCCAAAUAUUUCCGAAAAUGAAUUUUAUACUUGCAACUUUCUUUGGCCCCAUGGUGGGUUAUUUAGCAGUUACACACAAUAGAAAAGCACGGACUGUGAGUCGGCAACGUUUUGUUGACACUCAAUUUUGCAAAACGAUAAGGACAAACUGACUUGUUUAUGUGCAAUAUUGUAUGAAAAAGGUACAAACUCUGGACAGUAUAUGUUUGCAAACAUACUCAUGCCAACCAGUAUCUGUAUUGUGAAGGAUAUGAACCAACUCCGUAACAUAGUAUUACAUAAUUCUUCAUCAUAAUCUAGUUUGCAUGUAUUUUUGACUCCUGUGUGUAUUUUGGUAUUGAAGAAGAAAGAAAAUAAACACUAUUGUGAGGUUAUUAUUGUACGGUAGCUUUGUCAAAAUAGGACUUUGGUUGAUGUAAACACACAAAAUACAGUCGUUCAUUUUAUAUUUCAACAUUUAUUCUAUGUAUUUUCUGUUAAUAUACACCA